Molecule: messenger RNA, 645 nt
Organism: Olea europaea var. sylvestris
Lineage: Eukaryota; Viridiplantae; Streptophyta; Magnoliopsida; Lamiales; Oleaceae
Product: ras-related protein Rab11B-like
Exons: 2
Cellular component (GO): endosome
Molecular function (GO): GTPase activity; GTP binding
Source: RefSeq, a predicted model, not a curated record
AUAUAUUUUUUGACGACUCCUCCAAGAUUUGCUGCUAACCCCUCAACCCUACCGCGGCCAAUACGUGGAGUUUUGAGCUCCAUCUCUGCAAAUACAACGACAGAAAAAUGCAUAUCUGCAUACUUUUGAAUUGAAAUGGAGAGGGGAUACAGGGCGGAAGAUGACUACGAUUACUUGUUCAAGGUGGUGCUGAUCGGCGAUUCGGGAGUCGGAAAAUCCAAUUUGCUAUCGAGAUUUGCUCGCAAUGAGUUCAACUUGGAGUCCAAGUCAACAAUCGGCGUGGAAUUCGCUACACGGAGUAUCCACGUCGAGGAUAAGAUCGUCAAGGCUCAGAUUUGGGACACCGCCGGCCAAGAACGAUACCGGGCUAUCACAAGUGCUUACUACCGAGGGGCUGUGGGAGCAUUGCUUGUUUAUGAUGUUACACGGCAUGUCACGUUCGAGAAUGUCGAAAGAUGGUUAAAAGAACUCCGAGAUCAUACGGACCAAAAUAUCGUUAUCAUGCUUGUUGGCAAUAAGGCAGAUUUACAUCACCUACGUGCUGUAUCCACCGAGGAUGGCACAAGUUUUGCUGAGAGGGAGAAAACAUAUUUUAUAGAGACGUCUGCACUCGAGUCUAUGAACGUUGAGAAUGCUUUCACAGAA